ACAAAAACCCUGAGAGAGUGAGGGUUGAAAAAGAGAGUGGUGGACCUGAAGCUCUGCAGAGACGCAGCAGAGACGCAGCAGAGACGCAUUAGAGACAACAAGGAAGACUUCUUCUUCAAACCUUUAGGAACAAUCGCUAGAACCUUCUCUCUCACUCUCUCUCUCUCUCUCCUUCACACACACAACCACAGAGUGUGUGCAGCAGCAGCAGCAGCAGCAGCAUGAUGUUCCAGUGGGGGCUCCCCCAGGUGGUGUGCCUGCUGUCCCUGUCCGUGUCCCUGCUCCUGGCCUACGACGACGGCGACAUCGAGGUGAACUACGGCGACUACAGCUUCAAUGAAAUCUCACCUGUGUUCACACCAGAGGCUCCGGCAGAACCAGAACCCGAGCCCACCGCCACGCCCUGCAGCUCCAAGGACCUGACCAAGUGGGACAAGCUCUUCUCCAUGUUAGAGAACAGCCAGAUGAGGGAGAACAUGCUGCUCCAGUACGCCGAUGACAUCAUCAAGGUGGAGAUGGGGUCACUGCGUGAAGAACUAACCAGGUCUGUGGCCCCGACCGGUGGCUCCUGUGGGGCCGCGGCGGAGUCGGCAGGAAGGAGACUGGCCUCGCAGCUCGAGGACGGCCUCAAAGAAACCCUGGAGCGCCUCAGAACCGAAGAUCGGCUCUCGGCCGCUGCUGGGAAUUCAGUGGCUGCUCCCGAUAACCUGGAGUGGACGCUGGCUCAGCUCCUCUCGGCGGCGCAGGCCCAAGCUGCCCGACUCGCCAAGUUGGAGUCCGGCUGCUUCAGUGGCCCGGGGGCAGGAAAAGGGGGCAGUAGAAAUGGAGGAUUUCCACAUGCUGAUGGGGCCAAGCACUGGGAGCAGGAGGUCACCCCGCAGAUGGAGCCCCUCGAUGGAACCCUGGCUGAGGUGUGUCAGACGAAGGCGGAGCUGGAGGAGGUGCUGAGGUCACUGAGGCGCAGGAACCUACCCGCAGGCUGUGAGAUGGCGCUCCUCUUCCCGAUGCGCUCCCGUCGAAUCUUCACCUCCGUUUUCCCCGACGCUCCUCUCUCCGUCUCCUCCUUUACCGCCUGCAUGUGGGUGAAGCCGACCGCCACCGCCAACAAAACCGUGCUCCUGUCCUACGGGAACCGCCGAAACCCUUACGAGAUCCAGUUGCUGCUCGGCCAAUCCUCAGCUCUCCUGACCGUGGGCGGAGAGGCUCACCUGGUGGAGGCGCGUGGCGUGGUGCGGCCGGGAGAGUGGCUCCAUCUGUGCGGAACCUGGUCCUCCGUGCAGGGGAUGGCCACCCUGUGGGCAGGAGGGCAGAAGGUGGCGUCCACGCCUGGGGUGGCUGAGGGGCUCGUCCUAUCAGACGAAGGCGCGCUCCAGCUGGGGCAGGAGAGGAACAGCUGCUGUCGUGGAAUCGGCGCGGAAGGGUUCGAAACGAGCUUCGACCGCCAGCUGGCGUUCACCGGGAAGAUGACGGGCGUGAACAUGUGGGACAGGGUGCUGUCGGCGGAGGAGAUCUCCCAGCUGGCCGAGCGGGACGGCCAAGGCUGCGAGCGGAGAGGAAACAUAGUGGCGUGGGGUACGACAGAGAUGGUGCCACAUGCAGGCGCUCAGUUCGUCUUCUAGAAGACUCUGUUUCAGCGUUCAGAGGCAUCGCAGAGAAGUUCCACA
Messenger RNA from Cynoglossus semilaevis (tongue sole), 1664 nucleotides. It is a transcript of the gene ptx3a, whose product is annotated as pentraxin 3, long a. The record is from RefSeq and is a predicted model, not a curated record. Gene Ontology annotation, molecular function: complement component C1q complex binding. Gene Ontology annotation, biological process: innate immune response. The coding region runs from base 222 to 1619 and encodes 465 amino acids. NCBI's taxonomy places the organism in Eukaryota, Metazoa, Chordata, Actinopteri, Pleuronectiformes, Cynoglossidae. The transcript has 4 exons.